ACAUUCGAGGUGGCAACAUUAGGCAAUAGAAACCAACGCUGAAUUUUUUCCUGAACUUUAUUUGCUUGCUCUCAAAACUCAAAGUAAAAUAUUCCCGUUAAAGUAAAAACUUUAAAUAUCCAGCUUCUUGGCAUAUUGUUGAAGGUAACAAUUUUCCCAACAGAAGUGAAUCAACUUCAAGAAAAUCGAACUAAUAUUCAAGUGAAAAGCAAUUCAACAACAUCAAAAGUUCCAACGAAUUCCUUCAACACAGAAAAGAAACAAACAGGACUUCGCCUGCCACAGUACCGCCCCGCCAAAUUAUUGCCGUCAGUAAGUGGUGGAGGUACAGUUUUAUACACUGGUAUCACUGUUUCCCCGACAUUUUCCGGAGAAUUCUACACAAAUAAGGCUUUAAGAAAAACGAGAGCAAACGUACUCGGCCUCACUACCACCCCGGCGCGGCACCAUGGGUGAAAUUAAAUCGGUAAAAGUGGACAACUGGGGGGUGUUCUUCCUCCAAAAGUUGCAAAAUUUCUUCAAUAAAACAGACUACUGUGAUUUAACAUUACAAUUCCGAGAUAACUCACAGCUAAAAGUGCACCGUUUGGUGUUAAGUGCAUGUACAGAUUACUUCAAUGUUUUGGAGCAGACCUGUGAGGUAGUGGACGAUGCUAUCAUUAUGCCAAAUGGAUUGCAAGCGGAUGUGGUGGUCCCGAUUGUUAACUUCAUGUACACGGGAACCCUGGAAUUCGAGUUGAAAAUGUACAAUCGCCUUCUGCGCACCGCCAAGGACAUGAAUAUGACUGUGUUGCUCAAGUUGCUGGAAGCACACCGACGAACGAUGGAAAUGCAUCCGCAAAAAAAUCAAGCUCCUUCCAGCCCUAAAACAAAGCGUAAAAUAAUUCCAUCAUAUGCCGCAGGCUCCGGUACUCAGACUAAUAUUGGUGGGCGGUCUUUGGUGCAACCCGCGGCAAAACGUAUUGUAGUUAGCGGCAACAAUCCCCAACAACUGCAUCGAAUUGGAGUUCCCUCAAAUACCUAUAUGCGUUCAGCCACUGGCAAUACAGUGUCUGCGCCUGUACCCGUGAAGCAACAAAUUGGCUCUACCACAUUUACUCGUAUAAAACAAGAAGUGGAACACGAAAGCGGUUAUACAUUACCCAAAAAGUUGGGGACUCAGCAGUCAACGCCUUCUUCGCCUUUCGAACAGCUUAGGAAAGGAUAUACAAAUAAUAAUAAACGACCACCCACUGCAACUUUUGUAUCGCCCCCAGCUAAGAAGCCCAACAUUGAGGAUGUGAAAGAGUUUGCGGAACAACAGCGUAUGCGGAAACAAAUUGCGGCUGAAUUUGGUGAUGACGGUGACUAUGAUGCUGGAAUCAUGGAUGACGAUACCAUACAUAAUGACGACGAUGAUGACGACAUGGCUACAACCACAAUGCCUUCUCCUCAACAGCCCCAACAACAGAAGUCCACUUCCACUUGUUCAUCAACGGCGGUUCAAACAUCAUCGACACAACAACAACAAACUGAAGAUCCUCCUGGCACAACUACAAUUAUAGUUAAAAACGAAGGCCCAGAUAAGCCACCUACCAUUGUGGUAAAGGACAGUUCAAAUUCAAAAAUGAAUCACGCCAAGAUCAUAUCCGAAGUUUUGCGACAGUAUCCGCACCUUGUAAACAGCAAUAAAAAUAUAAAGUUAAAAAUUAUGCCGAAUGCUGGAAGUCAAAGCCAAAAGGUAAUUGUAAAAAAAGAAUCUGCUGCCGAUUCUGAAAGCUCGAGUGCUGCCGUGACGCCUCCUACUAAGAUAACAAUAGGAUCAAAAGCAGAACCAAAAGCAGCGUCAGUAGUCACAAUUAAGCCCAAACAGCAAACAGCAAAUACAACAAACGUCAGUUCGUCUGUAGACCAGACUACAAAUAAAAUGGCAGAUUCUACUACCGGAUCUAGCGCAGCUGCAGCUCCGACUACAGUACCAACUCAGAAACGUCGCAUCGACAGCAAAACAAUGCAUGCCCUAAUUGCCUUAGGAGCUGAAAAUACCACUGGACCAUGGUUAUGCUUGAGAUGCGGACGCAAUGGCCACCCCAUUAGCAUACCAUCUUAUCGCGGUUUCAGGCGUCAUCUUAUCAAUACUCACAAGGAAACAAUAGAUCCUGCCCUCUGUGAGCACUGUGGCUGGCGGUCGUCCAGCAAACGCGAGCUACAUUUCCACAUGCAGUUGGAACAUAAAAUUCGAACUAACCUCUAUAUAUUCCCUGAGUGUCAGCUAUGUCAACAAAUGUGCAUAGACAGUGACGCUUUGAACCAGCAUCUGAUCGAUAGUCAUCCUGACGAGAAUAAGCAACAGUGCAUUUAUUGCAAUAAGAUCUUUCCCCAGGAACUGCAAUUGUACACGCACAUGAAAACUUUCCAUAAAAAACAAGCUUUGGAGGAUGGAAUAAUAGACUAUUCCGACGAUGAAAACACCAAUGCUCAGCCCGUUUUCCCUCCACCAAACGAGGAUGAGGAGAUGUUAAUGGAAGAGGACAUUGAUGGACAGCAACAGUCCGAAAAGAAGGUAAAAAUACUAUCGGACAUAAGCUUGCCCAUUGCAAGUUCCAUAAUAAAGACGGAUAGUUUUGCUUCGGAAACGGUAACCGCAGGUGAGUCGACGACAUCAGCAGCAUCUGAAGAAUAUUUGCAAGAACAUGGUGGAGAACACAUGGAAACUAAAUUUGUUGCCGCUGAUGGUAGUGAAGUAAUACUUACGGAUGAGCAACGUAAGGAGAUUUUGUCACAGUUAAAUCAGGAACACGAUGGAUCGGGUGUUGUAAUGGUUCUAAAUGAAAACCAGCAGAUAACUGGCGGCGAAACUCAAUCUGAACAGGGUGCCAUAAGCCAUGAUGAAACUUCUCAGGCAACAACAGCUACCACAAAUGAUGAUCCGGAUCACGACGACAGUCAAAUUUACGGUGAACUUAAAUCUCAAACUUCUGAAGCAGCACAAGAAGAGGAGGAAGAGGACACGGGCAGUCAAGCCCCGGAGGAUAUGCAUGAAGCAGAAGAGCAACCACAAACUAAAGCUGACAACGUACAUCACGAACAACAUUUGGAUGAAAGCAAAGAAUCAAUUGACAACUUGGAAUGGGCGGAGAAUUUAAUAUCUGAGCAUGAAAUGGCCGAUCAUACUUCGCCUAGCCCCAAACCGGAGAUUAGCACUACCACUUCAGAGGAGCCAUUGCAGAAAGAAGAACAGAAAUCGAAACCGAACGUUGAUACUGAAGAUGAUAUUAGUAAGAAACUCAAAGAGCUCGCCGGAGAAUGGUCAGAAGAUGAAGAAUUAGACGAAGACAUGGAAGAAAAACGCACAGAAGAGAAAAUGGAAGAAGAAUGUCUAGACGAGGAUGUGAGUAAGGCGAUCGAUGAAGUAACCACCGAAGCAGCUCUUGCAGAGGAGGAGAAACAGUUCGUAGAAGAAACCACUGAAGCUCCAAAAGCUGAAAAUAGUGAAAAUGAAAAAGAAGCCAAAACAUCCGAAGACAUUCAGGAGGAACAAGAAGAAAUGAAAGAGGAAGUAGAACACAAAAAAGGGAAUGAUGAAGUUGCUAUGGAGGAAGAUGAUGUUGAUCUUGCUCUGAAAAACCUUCACAAAGAAGGGGAUGAUGAUAAUGAUGAAAAAGCAGAAGAUGACGGAAAAAAUGAAACCCCUGAAAAGAUAGUUGACCCGAAAAACGAGGAAGAAGAGACGUUAGAAGGUAUUGCAGAACCCGAUAAAGUUAACGAAAUCCAAAAGGAAACUGCUGAUGAUUUAUUGAAAAAUGAAGCGAUACUCACAGAAGAGGAAAAGGUAGCACCUACUGCGACAAAUGAUGAACUAAAAGAAGCUGAUAAUGAAUCUGGGGCUCCAGUAACUUUACCCGAUGACGCUGUCCUCGAACAAGACGAAGAGCAUAAAGACAGUGUUGAAGUGAAAGAGGAAAAGGAAACUGCGGAAUGUACUAAGGAUGAUACAAGCAACAAAACAGUUGAAGAUGAACCAACUGUAGAAGACGAAUUUUUAGCGAUUUCCCCCGAAAAAACCAAACCCGGCACCGAUGAUGUGUCUGCUGCAAAUGCAGACUCGGACAAGGAAGUAGAUACUCAGUCCACAGCUACAGCCAUAGAUCCAAAUCCCAUAUCUUCGGAGGAGCGUGUCAAAAGUCUUAUAAGCGAAUGGGGCGAUGACGACGACGAGGAAGAUCCCGACACAAACUUAGCCACAGCCAACCUAUAAGCACUAGAUCUCUAGUUACUUUGUAAGUAAACUAUUUGAUCUGAAUUUAUAAUAUCAUUUCCAGCACGAGGAAAUAUGCAUGAUUUUCCCUUUUUAUAUAAUGAAGGAAAAUCUGUCCCAUACACAGUUGAAUGCGUCGUUCUCUACAUGCAGUACAUUCAAUUGAUAAUACGAGAAUAUUCUGUUUUGGACGCCUGUUCUUCUUUAAUUAAUGGACCCAAUUAAUUCAAAUACAAUUCUAAUUUCGUUUAUCCAUCAUUGGCAAUAUUUUUAAUUUAUAUUAAGUAUGAAGUAUCCAUAAGACACUUGAAUAUGUGAAAAUCAUAUUAUUUGAAUUGAUUUGUAUGUAGCAAAAGAUGAAAUCUUUGUUAAACGUAUUUCUCUCUAAUAAAUAUUUUUAACAAAACCGAA
Molecule: messenger RNA, 4648 nt
Organism: Musca domestica (house fly)
Lineage: Eukaryota; Metazoa; Arthropoda; Insecta; Diptera; Muscidae
Gene: Cp190
Product: centrosome-associated zinc finger protein CP190
Exons: 3
Coding region: 449-4237 (1262 amino acids)
Biological process (GO): regulation of transcription by RNA polymerase II
Cellular component (GO): nucleus
Molecular function (GO): DNA-binding transcription factor activity, RNA polymerase II-specific; RNA polymerase II cis-regulatory region sequence-specific DNA binding; protein binding
Source: RefSeq, a predicted model, not a curated record